Molecule: messenger RNA, 3161 nt
Organism: Neodiprion virginianus
Lineage: Eukaryota; Metazoa; Arthropoda; Insecta; Hymenoptera; Diprionidae
Product: protein N-terminal glutamine amidohydrolase
Exons: 4
Coding region: 310-987 (225 amino acids)
Cellular component (GO): cytosol; nucleus
Molecular function (GO): protein-N-terminal asparagine amidohydrolase activity; protein-N-terminal glutamine amidohydrolase activity
Source: RefSeq, a predicted model, not a curated record
CCACUCAACAGGCAAAUCGUAGCUGCCGAGCUCUCGCCACUCCGUUUUUCGCUUGCAGACGACGCAAGAACCGCUUAUUACCGGUGAAUAAAAAGCGUUACGAAGAGCGAAAACUCCCGAUAAAAUAAGCGUGACGAUAGUAAUUUUGCGUAAAUUGGGGUGAAUGAAAAGUGUCAUGAAGUGUGAGAGUAUCACGCGGCGAUAACGCGGUGAAAUAUCACCAGAACAGCAGACAAGCGCGAAUAACAAUUGAACAUCAAAUUGAAGGUAGAACCAAUAUCGGCUGAUCGAGUGUAAACAGACUCGAGGAUGGCUGCGGAAUCGCGUGGUGCUGGAAACACGAAGCCUCUUGUCCCGCUAUUCACCAAAGCCUCGGAUUGCGUCCACACGAGUUGCUACUGCGAAGAAAACGUAUGGAAGCUAUGCCAGGACGUCGCCACUAGGCACGGCCCUGAAUUGCAACACUGCUACGUCGCUUUUAUCAGCAAUCCUGGGAGAAGCGUUCCUCUCUGGCGUCAGAAGGCUGGCAAGGAUGAGGAUCAGCUUGUCCUUUGGGACUAUCACGCAAUAUUAAUCUACGCACCUGACGACAGAGCGGUGGUCUACGAUUUAGACAGCGCUCUUCCAUUUCCGACUCAUUUCUGGAAAUACGCAACGGAAACGUUCAGGUCCGACGAAGCUUUGCGCUCCGAGUACCACAGGAGAUUCAGACUAGUCCCUGCUGCGACGUACCUGCAGCAUUUCGCCUCCAACAGGCACCACAUGAAACGAGAAGACGGCACAUGGAUCAAAACCCCUCCUGAAUAUCCUCCGAUCUCUACUCCAACCUGCAAGGAUAAUCUGGACACUUUCAUAAACAUGGAACCGGGAACGGGUCUCGGAAGUAUCCUAAGUCUGAAGCAGCUGGUAAAUAGAUUUUACAGACCCAGUGUUCCGACCACUUCUCCGCCGCAGCAGCAGCAGCAGACUCACACAACGCCGACUUAAGCGGAACGUUUUAAUUGUCGGCAAGGCGUUUUGCCGUCGCGCGUUGAUAUCUGAAAUGAAGAAACGAUUAAUUGGGUCUAAAAAACGUCCCUGGUUCAGGUGAAAUUUCUCAACAGUCGAGUGAAAAAUAUGCAGUCUGAUAGCGUUUACCAAAGUUUGACGUCAGGUUCGAUAAAAGGGGAUAAAAAGCUGGGGAGUUUAAACAUUUCAUUAAUACAAAGUAUAUUUCUAAAAUCAAUUCCACGCCUUAAACGAGCCUUUUUUUUAGCAAUGUAUGCAUGAUGCUUUUUGCUGUUAACGUUGUCGAUGAAGUAGACAGUGUUUUGCUUAAAUUGCGUUAGUUCAAUUCUAUGAACGAUUUAUGCAAUUAAUCAUUGCGCAAUAUAUGUUUAGAGAGAUUACAGAUUUUUUACUGUCAAUAUAUACACAUUUAGUGUGCUUUUAAACGAGACUCUAAUUUCUUCAGCUGUGUUUCACCAAGACUUUUUUCUUACCAUUGUGUACAUGUACUUUAGGAACUAAUGAUUCUGCUUUUCGGCUAAAGAUACGUUUUUACGUUUGCAUUAUAAAUACCGAACAUCACACUUGGUUCUUAUUAGUUGCAACCAGAGUUCGUUUGUUUUUUGUUCUAGUUACUGCAUUAUUGCAUGAAAGACUGAUGUGUCUCUAGUGACAAUUUCGUGUAUCAUUAAAAUUACGAUUCUUGCUAGUUACCUGUAUGCUUAAUUAUAUUAUAUUUACAAUACCUGUUCGAACGAAUUCGAGUCCAGGUUUUAGCUGGCCAGUGAAUAAAAUGCCUAUCACGGCAAAAUUAUUACAACGACUUAUAUGCAAGUAUGUCAAUAUUUACAAUACUUAUUAUCACUUUAAUUAUAAAAAUCAGCCCAAACCUGAGAGCAGCUUUUUUCCAUUAGAUCUUCAUUUACGUAGCUCGACACGCAGUGAGCUGUACAUCGAUAAAAUAUUUAUAAUUAGAUAAAUAAUGAUUAAUCAGCUACGAAUCUUUACCAAGUAUUGCUGAUUUCAAAAGUUCAAUUACACUUUCAUACUAUAUACAAUUUAUUACUAUUGUCGUAAUUUAACGUGUUCUAUCACUUUUUCUACAGCUUUAUGUAGCUGAACUCAGCACUCCACUGCGUUUUUUAUAUCGUGCUACGUGCUCUACUUGACCAAUUUUUAAUCUCGUAAUGAUGAUAAUAAUGAUAAUAACAAUAACAAAAAAUUCAAUUUUUCUCAGAUUACACAUUUUAUCAAUGCGUUCAUGCAUUAACUAUUUGCACGUUGAAAAGUAAAUAAUAUAUAUUUAUUCCGAUGUCUAUGGAAAAGGGUAAGUAAAUCAGUUACCUUUUACGCGCCGAUGGGUAAAUUGGUAGUAAAACUCUGUUUUUAAUAAGGGACAUCAUCCAGUUUUCAUGGGUUUAACUGUGGCAAAAAGAGAGAGGUCUAAAUAAAAUAUAAACGAUAUUGUGAUAUAUUACAACUUUCUACUUUAUAAAUACCUUGAUAAAUACUUGUACAUCUAUUUAAAAAUUAAUUUUGAAAAAUAUAUCAAAAACAAAAAAAAAAAAAAAUUAAAAUAAUCUCUAUCGAUGGUGCAUGUGCACGCAUUCGCUUGUUGGUGAAAAAAAAAAACAAAUGAAAAAUAAGAAGUAUUCACUUCAAAAAUAAAUAAAAAAAAUUUGUUCGCUCUAAUAUCGUAUUCUAAAGUAUCUGUUGAAUGUUAUACGUGAAUCGAUAUCCGAGGUACUAUAAAAUUUUUAGAUCUUAGAGUUAUCUUAUUCACAUUUUCUGUAAUAAAUUUUAUCAGUGUUUUAAUUGCUUGACACAACUAUCAUUAACAAUUCAAUUAUUCGCCUUGUAUUUUUUCUUUCAUUCUAAUCGUCACAUGAUCAACACUCAUAGGACUUACACGAUGAAAGUUGCAUAGCUUACAACGCGAUAUGAUUUAAAAGGAUUGCGAUGAAAAUCGACCAAUACCGACAUCGAAACAGAAAAUGAAUAAACAAAUAAAUAAUAAUAUUCAAUUUACGAAUGAAAUAUAUUUUUGAACCGACGAUUAUACGUAUAAUGUGUAUAUAUAUAUAGACGAAGCGACAACGAAAAUUAAAAAAAAAAAGAAAGAAAACAAACUACGAAAAACGAGAAUAUACCAAACUUCUAGUCUCUAGCCUACU